Molecule: messenger RNA, 4151 nt
Organism: Caenorhabditis auriculariae
Lineage: Eukaryota; Metazoa; Nematoda; Chromadorea; Rhabditida; Rhabditidae
Source: the annotation of a GenBank genome assembly
AUGACCUGUGGCGAAGAAGGGUUCGAGUUUGGCGAAGAAGUUCGCGCCGGAGCGCCUUUGAAGUUUUCCCACGCCACUUUGGUUCAUCAUGCCCUCGCCAGCGAAUUGUUCGUUUUUCAAUAUAUGUUUUCUUCAAAAGUAUUUUCUCAGUACUCAUUUUUGUCGGAACCCGGUGGAUGGCAUGUACGUGACGCCCAGUGCUUCUGAUCCUUUCAGUUAGUUUUUCGAUCCAUUUAGUUGGAAUUUAUCGUGAAGAUAUUAAGAAAUAUUAUUAACUACAUUUUUAGAAUGGUUUGGAAUACUUUUCAUUCGCCGGGGGAUUUUCGGCGGAGGAAUUUUUCGUUUCUCUCUGAAUGUUCCCAUGAAUUUCCCCUACACUUCUGAUUUGCCGGUAAAUUUUAUCUUUUCUCUUAUUUUGAUUCGAAUUUCUUUGAGGAAGUCAUAUUUGAUAACGCCAUUUUUCAUCCGCUGAUCGAGUUGAAAACUCGGAAGUUGGAUUUGUCUAGAUCUUUUCCCAACGGAUGGAAAACGGAGCGGCAUGACUUGCUACGGGUUUUAGUCGUCGUUCAGGUGAGUUUUUCGAAAAUUUGAAAAUUCGAAAUGUUAACAAAAAUGAUUGGAAGGCUUGAUUCUUGAUAGAAAUAACUGGAGUUUGUUGAUCUUUCGAAGAAAAGGGAAAAAUUUUUAUUUUAUAAGUAAUACUAUUCUAUUAAUUUUUCAUUGAUUAAAGAAGGUUGAAUUUUUCUUUUUCCGAUUCUCAAAUUGUUAUUAUCAUAGUUUUUGAAUAGAUUCUUUUUCAUUUUUCCCCCAACAAGCAGGAAAAUCUCAUAAUUUGAGAGAAGAAACGUUUUUCCUCCAUGGGAAAAAGUUUCGAAUGACUUUUUGUUCAGCAUGAAUUUUUUUAUAUGAGCGAGAACAAAAUUUUUUUAGAGAAUAUUCUUUUUCCUACGAGUACAACUGCGAGAAUUGCGUCAACCCAGAGGCGGCCAUUCUUUACAAAGAACAUAAGGAAAAAUUCAGGUAUUCUUUUCAGGUCUUUGUUGGAUUUUUUCCGUGUUUUCCGCGGGCACUUCUUGCCUUCUCCGAGUAGUUAUACCGUUGUUUUUGGUUUGAAAUUCAAAGAAAGAAUCGAUUAUUUUGAGGGAAAUGGCGAAAGAAGUCGUGGAAACCAGUCGAGCUCAAGUUUACGACGAACCUGUCGAUGCAGAGGACUUGAAUUGCAUUCGGUGGGUUUCGGUUAAAAAUAUGAAAACCUCCAAUCCCAACAAUGACUUUCGAUGUCCUUUGAGCAAUCGGCUGUUCUAGAGGGACCUAGAAAUUUUUCUCGUCUCUUUGAAAAUCAUUUCAAACGUGCCGAGUGAUCUGAACUGUAGGAAUGAAACCGCUCAACUUUGUACGUCUUUUUUUCUGAGAGAAUUCAUAGUUUUUAUCGACUAUUUUUCAUUGUAUUUUUUUAAGAAUACUCUAAUUUUUCACUCUAAUACUCAGACUAAUCAAAAACAAAAUAAAUUUUUGAGUCUCACAAAGCUUUCUGAAGUUGAACAGAAACCCGAGUAGCUAUACUGAAAACCAGAAAUCGUCGUUCAUGAAGAUAAAAAUAGCCGAGGCAUCUUUCAAACAUCUUUUUUUCUGAAUUUUUAAAUUGGGAUCAAAUAUCGUCUUUUUCGAGAAUCGCGUGUCCCCUUUUCACGUAUAUACAUGAUAAAUGUCGUAUUUUUUCUCCAAAGUUUUUUUUCUUUGCAGUUUGCAUUUUUCGGACCAGAGCCAUCAUAUUUAUCUUCAUUUUCUGAAUCUGAAAAAUAAAUUUUCCUUUGUCUCUUUUUUUGGUUUGCCAUCAAAAGUCGGCUUAUUUUUUCAAGAAGAGCGGAAAAGGCCAACUUAAAGUUUUAUUCAAAUUUUCAUUCGCUUUUUCGGAGAGGAACCUUAAUAAAAAAAAACUCCCCUUCUCUUCAUAAUUUCUAUUUGAAAUAACUUGCUUGAUGACUCAAUUUUUCACAUAGGUUUUUCAGCUGUCUAUUCUUGAUAAAUAAAAGUAGAAUCAAGAACGUUUACAAGAUGAAAUAAACCUCCUUUGUGGAGCUUCCAUUUUUGUUUUUUCGACCCAUUUUUGCUUUUCUUUUUCUUUUUUUUUACUUUAGCGGGAAAGUGGGCGGUCUGAAAGCGGGCUUUUUUUUGGAAUCAGCCGGCCUCCAAGAGCUUUAUUCAUUCUCGGUUGGCUGCCGAAAUGUGUGGCUGACGUAUUUUUUCGAGAAGAUUUUGUUUUCCACCUGACUGAUUUUGAAAAGGCUCAAACUUUCUUCGUAAUGACUCAAAUUCCGUCAACAAUUCUUUUCUUCAUUUUCUUCUCUUUCCUCAUUUAUUUCUAGGCUAUUUUCAUUGUUUUUCGACUAGGCUUUGAAACGAAAAGCUUUUGAAGGUUAUUUCUUUUAACUCUUUGUUUGCUAAACAUAUAGUAAUAGUUUGAAAGUAUUUGUUUUUAGUAAUUUUGAAAAUUUUUUUGGCUCAAACUCGAAGGUUUCUAGAUUUUCAUGGCCUCAAACUUUUUUCAGUAAAGUCAAAAGGGAGAAUUAUCAUAGUUAAGCUUGUCACAUGAAAUGAGUGUUAUAACCACAUUUAUCCUUUUCUGAGUACUUUGAGGAGUUGAGGUAGCGUUUUUUAGGGCGUGAAAACGAAGACAUUUUGAAAUGUACUGAUUUUUUAAGCUCCGAAGUUCCUUUUAGUAAGUCCAAGUGCGCAAUAAAAGGAAUAUUUCAGUUGAUUUCAUCUUCAAAGGUCUUGUACUUAUCAGUCUAAAUUAUCUUUUUUUUUUUUCGUCUCAGCUUGUCCUAUGAAAGUUCGUUUUAGUGAGGACGAAAGUACAAUAAGGAAGAUUUUGGUUGUUUUGGAUACGGAAUUUGUUUUCUUCCGAAAGGGCAAUUGCACUGGGAUAUUUCAUCGUUAAUUCUGAGAGAUUCGAGUUGUUUUUUCUUUUUCGCACAAGCUAUAAAACGAUUUUUUUUUCUCUUGAAAAUAUCUACUCGCUCACAGUUUCUGCAUUUUUCUCGUUUUGACAGCUUAGAGGUUUUUCUACGAAGUCUACUUGUAAAAGGCUGGCUGAAAGGAAACCUUUCUUGAAAUCAAAAAUAAUUUUUUGCGAAGCAUUUUCUGGCGACUGAUGCGAAGCAGUUCUAUCAAUGAUUGUCAAAUAUCAAUAAAGAAAAAUUGAACUUUUUUCGAGUUCUAGGCUAUCGAGAGCUGUGACAUGAAAAGCUCGAAUACUUUGGUGACAUGUUGUUUUUUUUUUUUUCGUAUUCUAUCAAAAAAAAAAUCCUUGUUCAAAAGACGAUGUUCUAGGUUUACUCCGUGGGACGCAAGUCUUCACGAGCCAAUACGCGAGCAAAUGAUUACGAUCGGCGGCAACUCGAAAGCGUCGCAGCGUGACAACGUGUCGCGGAAUGGCCUCGCCAACGCGACAGCGGCCGAGUUUCGACGAGAACGCGACGUGCGACAACGCGGCCCCAUAGCCGAGCUCGUCGGAAAACACUUUCCGAGAGCAUAUUCUUGGUUCGAUCCCGAGUCUAUGACCAUUCUGACGAGGAAACUCAGGGAGGGCGAGGUGUGUGUGUGUGUGUGAAAGGAUUGGGAGUUGGGACCAAACGAAAGAAAUAGCCCCUGAUUAAAGAAACAGAAAAUAAUUUCAACUACAACCUUCGAAAUUUUUAGUUUACUAUAUUUUAGUUGAGAAUUUCUUUUUUUUCAAAUUGAGUUGAUAACCCUUUCGUGCUACAACAUUUUUAAUUGAUAAGAAUGACGGAAAUUUAUUUUAUUCAGGGUUUUUUGAUCUCAAUAAGAACUUUCUCAGUUUUUUUUUUCAGUUAUUCAUUAUGAACAUUUUCAGACGGCGGCUUCUGAAGGCCCAGGUGCCGGUGUGAGUACUGCGCGCCUCGACCGAGAACGACACGGAAUCGAGCCCCUGGAUCUGAGUGGAAUCUCUUCCGAUACGCCUAAAACGAGUCCUGUCCAGGUGGAAAGAGAAGGAAAAAGCUGUUUUGAAGUUGCUGAUUUUCUAGAGAGGCUCGCAAAUUGGUGAGAAAGGUCCUGACGUCACGGUUGAUCAUUUGGAGAAGGUGAAUUUGAGUAUCGAGCAGCAAAGCGAAGAAAGCGUCAUUUGA